CCCAUGUCUGUGGUGAAGUCGAUCGAUAUCAUACUGCCCAAGGAUGCGGUCUAUCUGGCCGGCUCCAGCAUAGACGGGCAGGUGCUCCUCAUCCUCAACAGUACGCUGGUGGACCCCAUUGUGAAGGUGGAACUUGUGGGCCGGGGCUACGUGGAGUGGAACGAGGAGAUCGGGGCAUCCCGGGACUAUAGCAGGGAUGUUAUUUGCAACAAUAAGGCAGAUUAUGUGCACAAGACUAAGACAUUCCAAGUGGAAGAUAACUGGUUAAUGGCUGGGAGCCACACCUUUGACUUCCAUUUGAACUUACCUCCCAGGCUCCCCUCCACCUUCUCCAGUAAAAUCGGCCACGUCUUCUACUUCUUGCAAGCCUCCUGCACGGGCCGGGAGCACAUCUUAGCGAAGAAGAGGGUCUAUUUAUUGGUUCAAGGGACUUCAGACCUCCGCCGACAAAGGGCAGUCCAGAACCCCCUGUUUGUGGAGGUGGAAAAGAAGAUCUCCUACAAUUGCUGCAGCCAGGGCACCAUCUGCCUGCUGGUGCAGAUGGACAAGGACACGUUCGUGCCCGGAGAGAAGGUGGUCUUCACCACAGAGAUCCACAACCAGACCAGCAAGUGCAUCAAGACGGUGGUCUUCGCUCUCUAUGCGCAUGUGCAGUACCAGGGCUUCACGCCCACUGCUGAGCACCGCAGCCGCUCGGAGAGCAGCGAGCUCCUGCGCCAGGAAGCCAACACGCACAUCACGGCCUUCAACACCACCAAGGUGGUCAGCACCUUCACCCUUCCGCUUGUCCUGUCCCUCAGCAGUGACACCCAGAACCCCGAGAUAAUGACCACGCGCUACGAGCUUGUGGUCACCAUCCACCUGCCCUGGUCCCUCACAAACAUCAAGGCCAAGGUCCCCCUCACCAUCGUCAACUCCCCUGUGGAUUCCGGCAGCUGCCAGGACUCCAGGAGCCAGGACCUCUAG
Molecule: messenger RNA, 966 nt
Organism: Perognathus longimembris pacificus (Pacific pocket mouse)
Lineage: Eukaryota; Metazoa; Chordata; Mammalia; Rodentia; Heteromyidae
Gene: Arrdc5
Product: arrestin domain containing 5
Exons: 3
Coding region: 4-966 (320 amino acids)
Biological process (GO): protein transport
Cellular component (GO): cytoplasm
Source: RefSeq, a predicted model, not a curated record